AUUCUUAGCUUUUUUCUGCAAAUUUCCUAAUAGGAAGAAGUAAUGGCAGGCAGAACGAAAGCUAUUCCAACCGAAGCAGAAACAGUAGGGGUACGGGAAUUCUUUAUCUGGUUCUUUUUCUGGGGUGACACUUUCCUUAAAGGACUUAGCCGGAGUAAACCAAGAAGACCCCACCCCUUAGGAAGGCUUCUUUCAAAUGGAAAGGAAGAGUAUUCAAAGCCAGCUAGAGCAGAGCUAGUUGUUGGAGUUGUUCUCCUUCCUGUUGGCCCUCCAUCUGAGGAUUGGUCACAGUCUAAGUAUGUAGGAUCUUACUAUAAGUAUGCAGUACUAUCUGAUGCAGGUUCCACGGAUAAUGCCAGUUCUCCGCCAUUCGAUCCAGCAGGCGCAGUAGAAAGAGUAGAAAUUCCUGUUAUUCACACUUCCCAUAGCAUCUUCAUUCUGGUCUAUCUGCAUCCCUCUCUAAGGGCUCUCAGCCACAUGGAUAGUUCAAUGUGCUCAUCAGCGCCUGACCCUGAGAUGUGGAUCAUCCAAGGCACAUUAGCAUGGCGUACUUCUCCUGUUCGAACCGGGGUUUGAAACCAAACUUCGCCUCAGGAGGAUAGAUGGGGCGAUUCUGGUGAGAUCCAAUGUAGAUCCAACUUUCUAUUCACUCGUGGGAUCUGGGCGGUCCGGGGGGGACCACCACGGCUCCUCUCUUCUCGAUAAUCCAU
Messenger RNA from Rubroshorea leprosula, 710 nucleotides. Lineage: Eukaryota; Viridiplantae; Streptophyta; Magnoliopsida; Malvales; Dipterocarpaceae. The record is from the annotation of a GenBank genome assembly.